Molecule: messenger RNA, 2649 nt
Organism: Arachis ipaensis
Lineage: Eukaryota; Viridiplantae; Streptophyta; Magnoliopsida; Fabales; Fabaceae
Source: RefSeq, a predicted model, not a curated record
AUGUUCGCUUUCACGUCAUUUGGGGGUAAAAUUCUUAAUUCUAUCAAUGAUGGGAGAGGUCCGCCACAGUUUAUUGUGACUGGACAAAAUUAUCAUAGAAUUGGUAGUUUGCUGCCUAAUGCUGGCGAAAAGCCUAAGUUUGCACAACUGUAUGUUUAUGACACGGCACAUGAGGUUAAUAAUGGGCAAAGUUUUUUUAGUCAUACAUUUGAUAUAGAUACAGAUUUGAUUGUUCGAUUGCUGCAUAUGAUUGAUGAACAUAAUGUUAUUGCAAAGUCAUUUCGAAGAGUUCGAGAAUUCCAUGAGUAUCAUCCUUCAGAAGUUUACUCUCUUAGAUUAUUUUGUCAAAGGAGAUCUGAUCGGAGAGUCUAUAAUUUUCCAUCAUGUGAUGAAAUAGCUGCUUUAAUAGUUGGUGAUUUUGAUAGUUCUGAUCAAGGAAGGGAUAUAAUCCUUCGAUCUGUAGAUGGUCAAUUGAGACGAAUUUAUGAAACUCAUCCUUUAUAUUGGCCGUUGCAAUAUCCUUUACUUUUUCCUUAUGGUGAAGAUGGUUUCGAAGAGAAUAUACCUUAUAGAGGUGUUCAGAAUAUCAAUAUUCGUGGGAGAAGGACAAAAGUUUCAUUGCGUGAGUUCAUAUGUUUUCGUUUGCAGAUGAGAGAGAUAGAAGAAAGUAUUAUUCACAAAUCUAGAAGGUUGUUUGGUCCUGAUCGUGUUACAGCCACAAUUAGCAAUGUUCAUGUUGGGAACCAAAAUACUCGUGUUCUUGAUGAAAUUAAAGAGUUAACUUUUCAUUUGCCAAACCAGCAACAUAUUAUCUUUGAUGAUCGUGACACUAUAAGUUCUAUUCUUGUGAGGAAUAAGGAUUUGGUUACCAUGUUUAUAGCUUGGAUGUUAGCAAAUAGGGUCUAUCCUGAAGGAAAAGAUUUGACGUAUGUUGAGUUCCCACGGCAUUUUGUUUAUGUUGUUGAUAAUAGGGAAUGGAAACCAAGACAAAGAGGAUUUUCAAUCGGUAGAUUGAGUUUUGUUCCCCCAACUGCGGGUGAAUUGUUUUAUAUGCGUUUGUUAUUAAAUGUACAAAGAGGGUGUACUAGCUUUAAGAGCAUUAGAACAGUUAAUGGGACUACUUAUGAUACAUUUCAAGAAGCAUAUUUUGCAUUAGGAUUGUUGACUGAUGAUAAUGAGUUUGUUGAAGCUAUUAAAGAAGCUGCUCUGUUAGGAACAGCGUUAACAGUGACACCUGAGGAGUUACAAACCUUUUGUUUGAUUGAGAUCGAGAAACUUUUGCAAAAUAAUGGCAAAUCUUUGAAAGAUUAUGCUGGGAUGCCGCUACCUAAUGUGGGUCUGAUUUCUACUUUUUCUAAUUCUAUGGUUGUGCGUGAAAUGCAAUAUGAUGUAUCAGAGAUGUUGGCUCAGCAUGAUGAUUAUUUUGCUCAACUUACAGCUGAACAAGAGAGUAUAUACCAUGCCAUUAUUAGUCGUGUUUGCAACAAAGAACAUGGUUUCUUCUUUGUAUAUGGUUUUGGUGGAAUAGGUAAAACUUUUCUCUAUAAAACAUUGUCAACUAAGUUGCAAUCUGAGAGAAAAAUUGUUAUCAAUGUUACUUCUAGUGGUAUUGCUUCUUUGUUGCUGCCGGGUGGAAAAACUGCACAUUCAAUGUUUAAUAUCCCUAUUGAAUUAAAUGAAGAAUCUGUUUGUAGAAUUAGAGUUAAUUCGCAAAAGGCAGAUUUAAUUCGUCAAGCAGAUCUAAUCAUUUGGGAUGAAGCUCCAAUGACAAACAAGUUAGCUUUUGAGGCUGUUGAUAGAACAUUUCGAGAUCUGAUGAAAGUUACUUCUAUUUCUAAUCAAAACUUGCCUUUUGGAGGUAAAGUUAUUGUUUUAGGAGGAGAUUUCAGACAAGUUUUACCCGUUAUACCAAAAGCCUCUCGUGCUGAGAUUGUUAUGGCUUCAAUUAAUUCUUCAUAUUUAUGGAAGCAUUGUGAAGUUUUUAAUUUAACUAGGAAUAUGCGUUUAGAAAGUGCAGCUCAAAAUUCAGACAUGAAUGAAUUAAGAUUAUUCUCAGAGUGGAUUCUUCAAGUUGGAGAAGGUAAAUGUGGUACAAGGAUUGAUGAUAGAGUCUUUGUUAAAAUUGCUUCAGAGUUGUUAAUUCCUAUCACUGAUGAUCCAAUUAUUGAUAUUGUUUCAGUCAUAUAUCCUAAUCUUUCUGAAAAUUUGAAUAAUUCAACAUAUUUUCAAGAUAGGGCUAUUCUCGCUGCAACUAUUGAAAUUGUUGAGGAGAUCAAUGAUCAUAUUGUGAAUUUACUACCAGGUGAGAUGAAAGAGUAUUUGAGUUCAGAUUGUAUAUGUGGUACCGAUGCUAAUGUUGACAUUGAUCUUAAUUGGAUUAAUGUUGAGUUUCUAAAUCAAAUAAAAUGUUCAGGAUUGCCAAAUCAUUCUCUAAAGUUGAAAGUAGGUGCUCCUGUUAUUUUAUUGAGAAACAUUGAUCCAGCAGGUGGUUUAUGUAAUGGAACUCGACUUAUUGUGCAUAGUCUAGGAAGAAAUGUAAUUACUGCAGAUAUUGUUUCUGGAAGUAACGUCGGUGAUAGAGUUUUCAUUUCUCGAAUGAAUUUGAUUCCAAGUGAUUCUGGGUUACCUUUUAAGUUUCAACAUCGGUAG